AGGUCUUGCUGCUGAUUUGGCGAAUCUGCUUGAGCGGAUGCAGCCCUAGCGGACUUGCUCUCAGAGACCAACACGGUCUGUAACCUGUAACCUUACAUGCUCCAAUCGUCAGCAGGAGAACAUCGGAGACGUUCAGUAAUUCUUGGAUUUCCAGAGUGAUUCUUUCACGUCUUUUCCCGCGAACUUUUGUGAGGUUAUCUGGCUUUUAUUACGAGCAAAGUCCUUCCGCUCGCCUUCAGCGAAAACCCUGUGGACUAGCCGUUUCACUCAGCCGGAGCAGCGCAGCAGCCUGCGCGCAGGAAUGUGUGAACGCUGAAGUGUUUUUUAUUAAUUUAAUCUUUCAAGUGGAAUGUAUUUACACAAUGGAGAACAAAACGGGAGUCUACUAUCAAGCAAUGCCAGCAGUGGGACCUGACGGGAAAAACGUGAUGAAGUUGAUUCCAGUUCAGAAAGUGAACGGGAAGUUUGUUCAGACGCAGGUUCUUACUACAAGGAAUGACUGUCAACCUCAGGUUUAUUCUCAGCCUGCUCACAUAUCGCCUGCGUAUUUACCGCAAAACAAACUCCCAACGCUUCAGCAAACGGCAGAUGGACGUUUUAUUUUAAAAACGUCACCAGAAAGCAACAUUUUAUUUAACUCGGUGAAAAUUCAACACCAAGGAGAUAACGACUCGCUUAAAAAUGCUCCCAAUCAAGUACGUGCCCCACUACUCACUACCAGACUGACACAAAAUGCAUUGCCGUUACUCCCUCCGAAUAACAGCAAGAAUGUAACUGUGAUCAGCGGUCCGCAGCAGCCUGCGGCUUUGAAAUCGCACGUUUUUCCAAGCGGACAUUACCUUCAGAUUCCUCCCAAUGCUACAGUUAGAACUCUCCCUGCCUCUGCACUCCCACAAUCUAUCAAAAGCCAGAUAUGUAACUCUUCAAGUGCUCUGUCUAACCAUACAAAAGGCUUACCAACAGUUGUUUAUGUGUCUCCAGUCAACUCUUUGAAACUAGGUCCCAAUCAGCAGGUCCCAGGCCUCACUAAAGCCAGUGAACUGCCCCAGAGCUUAGCUCAAACACUGUCCAUAACUGAUGUGAAGAGCCUCAGUGUGUCUUCUACAUGCAGUCCCAAGGUUGAUCAAGGAGCCUCUGCUCCAAUGAAAUGGAUAAUCCAAGAAGGGGCAGGAAACACUGCUCCGUGCCUCAUACCAGUGUCUUCUCCCAGCAUGCCCACAGACAUCUUGAAAGCAGUGAGGCAAAUUGAAACAGUGAGACAUACAAACCAAGUUCCAGCAGGAGAGCCCACAUCUGCUGAUGCCACCCAAGAAAAGAUUAGUCCGGGAAUGGACAACGCCCUUGUGAUGUGUAACGGAAAGGUCUACUUUGUGGCAAAAAAAAAUUCAGAGAUUAGCAAGGAUCUGAUCUCCGGGGUGACGGGCAAAGUGCAGGUCAAGAAUUCCGUCCAACCCGCUGGCGCUGCGUCCGGGUCAUGCACUUCCGAUACGGUUCCAAAGCAAGACGCGAAAAACACUCCAGUCAGUAAAAAGCCAAACGAAAUCAUUGAUCUGUGUGAUGACGACGAAGUUGAUGAAGAGAGCUCUAAAAGGGCUGAAUCCAGUAGGUUAACGGUUCUUGGCGAAACAGUAGGUGAGAAUGAUGAAGACUCCAAUGUAAUAUUUGUGUCAUACAUUCCGCCAAAAUCGGACACCGAGACCAGCAAGAAAGUUGCAGAGACCGCUCCGCAGAAUGGCAGUGGGACCGGUAUGGACAGCCCUGAAUGCAAAGAAGGCAACGAGGAAAAAAGCUGCGAAACAAACGGUACAGACAGCCUUGUGAUUGACCACGAGGUCAGUAGAUGUCAAGAUAACGUAGCUGCGUGCGAGAGUGUGAGUGGAGCUGUGUCAGAACAGUUACAGGAAGUUUGCGAUCAAGGAACAGCAGUAACCAGAAAGAUUUCUGUCGAUCCGGUUAUUCAGUGCAGACAGGACAGUGAAGCAGUUACUGAAAUGUCUUUGGCUGAACCAGCCGUAGAAAACAUGCCUCAGCGAAAGAGCGACUCUGAACUCAGACAGAUUUUUGGGAUCACUUCUGAACUGAAAAUUGGCUUACGGAGGAUAAAUCGGGCUCAAGAGUCGAGUCCACAAGUCGAGAGAAGGUCCAUCAACAAGCGCACUUUGGAGGGCAUCCGCAAACUGAUUCGGGAAUCACAGAUAGAGUUAAAAAUCAAACAACUGAUCCAGGCACAAGUGCUUGUCCCCAAAAAGGAAGAUGACCCAGAAGAUGCCAAGAGAAAACGGUUGGAGCAGGUUGGGCAGAAGACCUGUUUGGACUCUACUUGCUCCAUUGUCCAAAGUUCUUCACCUCAGACUGAGGAUAUGGUAAAUUGUGAUGACGAGAUGCAAAGCGGGUCCGCGGACGCCUGUGCAGAUAGCAAGGUGUUACUUUGUUGUCGAGGUUCAGAGUCAGAAACGCUGUCUACCAGUGGUUCCUCUGAAGUAGCAAAGCAGACUACCGAGCUACUUUGUUCUUUUUCAUGUCAGCCUCAAGAAAUUCAAACUGCAUGCACUCAUACCGACAGUACUGCUUGUACUUCUGUGUCACGGAAGACCCCACAUCGACAAAGCAAAGGCAGUGGGAGAAUAUGCACUGCGUGUCCGUGUGGAACUAAGGUCGGAGUAAUAACGCCAAAUUCAUCCAAACCUCAAAAUAAGACAAGUUCUGCUGCUGUUGUUGAUCCUUCUGAACAUGCAAGUGUUUUCAAAGAGUCAAACAGAGACUGUAAUACAGUUGAUAAAGUCCUGGAGAAUUCCGUUUUAGACCCACCAGUGAUAAAUGAAGAGUUGGAAAACUCUGAAGAUGAAGCAGUACUUUCCGGUCAGUCGUAUUCAAAGCCUGGUGAAAGUCCAUUGCAAAGUACUGCCUCUUUGGCAAAGCAGCAAGACCGUGCCAGUCAAGCAGGCUUGGGUUCACACGGAAAAACAUGCCGCAGCAGCAUUUCAAGGGCCAACACGCCAGGUAAGACUCAUGAGGAAGGUACAGGUGGUCAUGUGGCAUCAACCAAGCAUGAUCUAUACAAUCGAAAAGAGAAGGCACCUCGUCCCUCAGGUGGGGCAAUGUUUGGUGUUGGUGAAAACAUGACCAGUGAGUUUUACUCCUCUAUAAUGCUGGACCCUGAGGAAGUAAAGAGACGGGAAAGAAUCAGACGCCUCAAAGACCUCCUGAAGGAGAAGGAGGCGGCCCUGGAGAAGCUGAGGAAGAGCAUGUGAGAGAAACCAGCACACGUGCAAACGUAUUGUGAGCUACUGGAGGCACGACAUCGAUGAAAAACCCAACAACACGUAAAGCAGCUCCAUGAAAAGAAGGCAGCAUCUCGUCAUUCAUGCCAAGUAAAUUAUUUUUGAAAGUAAUCUAUAGAGGAUGAGUUUUUGCAUCGUUAUUUCUGUUUGACUAAUUAUGUAUUUAAGUCAGUAUUUCAUGCUUGUCAUUUAUGGUUGUAUCAGUGUUAAUGUUGAUGCAUUUCUUAACUGAAAGAAUGUAAAAUAUGGCUGUUUAUUGUACGUUUUGAAUUGCUUUUCUAAAUUAUCUCUGCAAACUGUCAGACCUACAGUUUUAAAUGGAUUCAUUUAAUAAAUGAGAAAAUGUACCUUUAUGAAGGCCUGUGCGUACAUCCGCACCUAUAUUGUCUGCAUGAACAUUCAGUUUUUUGGGGGGUUUUUUGGUCCAGCUUGCCUCUACAGAAGAAUUCUCAUCUUAAUAAAACGAACGAGCCAGUCAUCAAUUCUGUUUGGGUUACUCAGUUUGUUAGGCAGGAUUUUCGAGUCAGAUUGGGAUCAUCUUUGUGUUUAUUUCUUGUCACUGUUAUAAUUUGACUGCAUAGUUGUACAGUUUUAUUAAGUGCCAGUUGUUUUGUAUCUCUGUGUAUCUUCUGUAAGUUAUAGCUGAGUAUAAGUUAUAAAAUAAAGUGUUGAUUUCUGUUCAUUUGAGUGAGCCAA
Pygocentrus nattereri (red-bellied piranha) is the source of this 3977-nucleotide messenger RNA. RefSeq names its product ligand dependent nuclear receptor interacting factor 1 (gene lrif1). The record is from RefSeq and is a predicted model, not a curated record. The transcript is spliced from 5 exons. Lineage: Eukaryota; Metazoa; Chordata; Actinopteri; Characiformes; Serrasalmidae. Bases 363 to 3251 code for a protein of 962 amino acids. Gene Ontology annotation, molecular function: nuclear retinoic acid receptor binding. Gene Ontology annotation, biological process: regulation of DNA-templated transcription.